AUGUCAGGUUUUACCUUUAAUUUUGGUGGAGGUGGUGGUGCAACUACACAACCUGCUUCAACAACAACUGCAACAACUACUGGUGGCACCACAGGAGGAGGAGGAGGAUUUUCUUUUGGAGCAAAUACUACACAACCAGCCACAACAACAACUGGUGGAACUACUGGUGGAUUUAAUUUUGGUGGUACAACAAACCCUACAACAACAGGGACUACAGCCACAACAACAACUGGUGGAACUGGAGGAUUUUCAUUCGGAACCCCUUCUACUACUGGAGGAACCACCACAACACAGCCAACAACAGGAGCAGGUUUUAAUUUUGGUGGUACAACAACAGCCCCUACAACUACUGGUGCCACAGGAACAACAACUAAUACCACAACAACAGCUCCUACAACUGGAUUUAAUUUUGGAGGAUCAACAGCCCCAACAACAAAUACUACCAAUCUCACCACCACAAAUAAUAAUACUACAACAAAUGCUACAGUCACACCACAACAACCAAUCACUCCAAAAACACAAUUCCAAAAACUUCCAGACCAAAUGAAAAAACAAUGGGAACAAUUUGAAAAGGAAAAGACCGAAACUAAAAGAAAUGCUAUGGAUAUUGUUAAACAACAAGAAAAUUCGAGCGAUUUGAACAAGUUAAAGAGACAAAUUGAAAGAGUUGAAAAGAAAAUUAAUACAUCUAAAGUAAAUAUCACACGAGCAAAGGAUAAUGUGGAAAGAAUUAAACAUGAUGUAUUGGUCGAAUCAAAGAAUGCAGAACAAGCUCAAAAUAAUUUUAACAAGCUCAGAUCAGCCUACACCAACACUGAUCCAAACUAUUCAUCGACCUAUUUCAUCAAUACAGCUCAAAAAUUGGAACAAAGAAUGCAAGAAAUUUGGAAGCAAAUUGAAGAUGUCGCUCAAACUCUUUCACACAGUGAGGCUUAUCAAUUACCAUUUGGUCAAUUACUUCAAGGAACAAUUGUUUCACAACAACAAGCUUUUUUCAAUGCUGCUGCUAGGUUAUCUGUGUUGCAUGAAAAGGCUAAUGAGUUGAGAGAUGAAUAUAUUCGUACCUAUCAAAUUAGAGGUGAUCCUUUCAAAGAACCAUCCAAGACAUCCAAACCAUCUUAUAAUUAUUCAAAACUUUCGAAUUCUUCCUCUCUGCCUGGUCUCAAUAUUCCAACAACUCAACCAACCACCUCUACCACAACUCAACCUACCACUAAUACAAGUGGAUUUAACUUGGGAACAACAAAUACAGGAUUUGGACUCACCAAUACUGCCACAACAGGAACAACCACCACAGGUUUUGCAUUUGGAACACCAACCACCAAUACGGCAAAUACUGGUACUGGUUUUAAUUUUAGUACUCAAGCUGGAUCCAGUUCAAAUAAGCGUAGAAUGUAA
This is a messenger RNA of Naegleria gruberi, 1398 nucleotides long. Its product is annotated as threonine-rich protein. Lineage: Eukaryota; Heterolobosea; Eutetramitea; Acrasida; Naegleriidae. Gene Ontology annotation, cellular component: nuclear pore. The coding region runs from base 1 to 1398 and encodes 465 amino acids. The record is from RefSeq and is a predicted model, not a curated record. Gene Ontology annotation, biological process: nucleocytoplasmic transport. Gene Ontology annotation, molecular function: structural constituent of nuclear pore. The transcript has a single exon.